Messenger RNA from Aphanomyces astaci, 1059 nucleotides. RefSeq lists its product as hypothetical. The transcript has 2 exons. The record is from RefSeq and is a predicted model, not a curated record. The coding region runs from base 1 to 1059 and encodes 352 amino acids. Lineage: Eukaryota; Oomycota; Saprolegniomycetes; Saprolegniales; Verrucalvaceae.
AUGGAGGGCUUUGCCGAGUCGGAGCCGAAACUGGCGGUUGACUUCCUGAUGGCAGCUAUCGCACCAUGCGUGCUGCAGAAGCGUGUCAAGGAGCUCAUGAAGCUCAACGAGAACCGUCUGUUCAAGAAGGACGCCCGUGCAUUCAAAACGUGGUUGUCUGAAUACAUGAAGCGAUAUGGCGAGUUCGAGCCGUUGAUACAAGCCAUCAACGUGGACAAGGUUCCGUUGACCAACUUCCAGCCCGUGAAUAGCAAGGCUGCCUGCUCGAAGUGUGCACCUGGCGAGGCCCAGCUGUUGAUGAAUCGAGCCAAGAUCGUAUGGGCUGAUGCCCGAGAAGGCCGGGCUGUUGCCGUGGUUAAGAAUGUGCGAGUCGUCGAACCGAGUGAAGAGACGGCCAUUAUGUGCGCGGCCCGAGUGGUGUGCACGGCUUCCCAGGCCGUGGCUUUGGAUGCGUCCUUCGACAGCGGUGCUGAUCAAAGCGUUAUCCCACCAAACACCCUCCGUAUGCUGCAGGAUGCGGGCCGUGACGUGACCGUGAUGGACUUGUCAGCCCCUGUUGCGGUUCGUGGCUUUGUCGGCCCGAGCCAUACGGUGACUCAAGAAGUCAAGUUGGACCUCAAGUUCGACACAGACGCGGGUCCCCUGAUGCUGUCCAAUGUGAAGUGCUGGUUGUCGCUCGGCAACUUACCUCAUGGUGUGGGCGACAUAUUGUUGAGUCGGCCCAUUAUGUACAAGCUCGGGUACGAUCCCCAUUCCAUACUCCGAGAAGCUGCUGCGGUGAGCAGCGAGUACGACAUAGCCGAUGUGGAAUCAACAAGCGGUGUUGUCAAGGCCGUCAUGCUAGCUACCAAGCAAGAACUGACCGACGACCUAGCCGAUGAGGAACAGGUGUUGGUGCCAAUGGAAUUGGCCGCCUUUUUCCCCGACAUGACCCCAGUUGACCCGAUGGUGGAACAAGCCAAGGUCCAGCUGGUAUUGGACACCCGUGUGUCUGACGCGUUGGCAGCCGGGUGUGGGCCGGAGUUUGCCGUUGUAUUGGCCCAACUCCUUACCAAAUAA